AUGUCUUACAAUAGGACUGCUAAAACAGAAUAUCUGAAAUCAAGCACUGUGUCUAAUGACAGCUGUAAAGCAGACGUCUCUGUUGCUUCCUCUGUCAUAACCAUGACAGUGGGGAUCGUCUCCAAUACUCUGGCUCUCUUCAUACUUCUCAAAGCUUACCAGCGACUCCGUAUGAAGUCCAACGCUUAUUUCUUGCUCUUUGCAAGUGGACUGGUGGUGACUGACUUCCUGGGACAUCUUAUAAAUGGCUCUCUGGCUCUCUAUGUGUAUUCCUUGAACAAAGAAUGGGAAAGCUUUGACCCCAAGCAGGUUCUUUGUGGGGUUUUUGGCAUUUGUAUGUCUUUUUUUGGUCUGAGUCCCCUGCUGCUUGGAGGUAUUAUGGCUGUGGAGCGCUGCAUUGGAGUGACUCGCCCACUCUUUCACACGACAGCAUUGACCUCCUAUCACAUACACCGGCUGUUGGCACUUACCUGGAUCCUGGCCCUGCUCGUGGCCCUGCUGCCAGUGUUAGUAUGGCGUCCAUACCAGGUACAGGGCUCGCGAAGCUGGUGCUUCUAUCGUUUGGUGGGGUUACAUGACUGGCUGGAUAUGCUUCUCCCCAUGAUCUUCUCCAUGUUGGGAUUGCUGGCUCUGCUCAUCUCAUUCGUGUGUAACACAGUGACUGGAUUCACUCUUCUGUGGACUAGAAUGCAUCGUGAACCUGACUACCACUGCUCGCACAGAAAUUCUCUCCAUUUUGAGAUGAUAUGCCAGCUCCUUGCUAUCAUGAUGGUAUCAUGUAUAUGUUGGGGUCCUUUUCUGGUUACAAUUUUUAUCACAAGCUUUCAACAGAAAGGUGAAGAUGAAUACAGCCACCUGUUGCUAACUGUGCGUCUGGCCACAUGGAACCAGAUUCUUGACCCGUGGGUGUACAUACUUCUGCGCAAGGCUGUUUUGAAACGUCUUUGCCUGCUGGCACAGAGAUUAAGUGGUCCAUGUCUUAAACAUGAAGCAAAAUUUAGGUGGAUGUUUAGCAGUAUGGGGAGUUCUGUGAAGGCAAGCAGCUCUGUAAGCAGCAGACCAGUCUUCAUUUACUUGGAUGGUCCAUUCCUGCCAGGCACUCACAUCACAACCAGCAGGAAUUAUACGUGA
Molecule: messenger RNA, 1131 nt
Organism: Tachysurus vachellii
Lineage: Eukaryota; Metazoa; Chordata; Actinopteri; Siluriformes; Bagridae
Gene: ptgfr
Product: prostaglandin F receptor (FP)
Exons: 2
Coding region: 1-1131 (376 amino acids)
Biological process (GO): positive regulation of cytosolic calcium ion concentration; adenylate cyclase-activating G protein-coupled receptor signaling pathway; inflammatory response
Cellular component (GO): plasma membrane
Molecular function (GO): thromboxane receptor activity; prostaglandin F receptor activity
Source: RefSeq, a predicted model, not a curated record